Dermacentor andersoni is the source of this 636-nucleotide messenger RNA. Lineage: Eukaryota; Metazoa; Arthropoda; Arachnida; Ixodida; Ixodidae. The record is from RefSeq and is a predicted model, not a curated record.
AUGGCCUCUCUCUUCAACAUGAGCGUCAGACGACUGUCCAUGAGGUUUCCCGUAAUAGCGCCAAAGGCGGCAGUGGUCAGCGAUGAAAUGCUGGUGAGCAUAGCUGGCUUAGAUGUGCUGCGCCGUGGAGGAAAUGCUGCAGAUGCCGUAGUUGCCAUGGCUGCCUGCAUGCAGGUCGUGCAGCCCCACAGCUGUGGCCUUGGAGGUGACUGUUUCGCCAUGUACUAUGACUCUCACGAAAAACGCGUGCACUGCGUGGAUGGAAGUGGAAGGAGCCCCGCUGCCCUGACGCUGGAACUCAUGCAGUCUAAAGGCCACCAUGAUUCGACACGUGAGCUUCGAAUGUAUGGUUUACAAGCGACGGUACCAGGCGCAGCAAAGGCCUGGUUCCACAUCGUCAACCGCUUCGGUUCACAAAAGAUGAAUUUCUCCGAGCUGCUCGCUCCCGCGGUGCACUACGCCGAGUGCGGCGUCCCAAUGGAUCACAUCAAGCACAGCUUAUGGGGGAUCAGGCUGAAAAGACUCAAGACAAUGCCCGGCGGGCAUUUGUUCCUGGACAAAGACAGGCAGCUGCCCAUGGUGGGUCACUCUGUGGUGAACCGACCACUUGCUCAGCUUUUAAAGGCAAGUAUGUGA